GGGGCGGUCUCUGUGAUCACGUGACACGGAGACCACAUGUGUUGUGUAGUGUACGUUCCCCUGUUGAAGAUUUAAAAUGCCUAAAGCAAAGAAAUCGCACCGAAAAAAGAAAUAUGAUUAUAACCAGGACAGGAAAAAGCUGAAACACAAGUUCAAAAAGGCACAAGCUCCGAGAAUAGAGUGUCCGCAGAUCCGAAAUGCCUGGAAUGAUAGGAAAUCGGUGGCUCAGAACUUGACAGAUAUGGGACUGGUUUCUGACCCUAACCGCUCUCUGCCGGUGCGCAAGCAGACGUUACUUCAGGUUCCUGGGACUGCAACGGAAGUGGAAGCCCCUCAGCACCUCGUCAAGAAACCUUACGUCAUCAAACAUCUGGAAGCGGAAGCGAGUCUCCCAGGGAAAGACACAAGGUCCUUAUCCACAGAUAUGAUUGAAUAUGUGCAGUAUAUGAUCAGAGAACACAACGAUGACUUCAAGGCCAUGGCCAGAGAUGAGAAGAACUAUUACCAGGACACACCGAAGCAGAUCAGGAGGAAAGUGGAGCGGUACAGAAGCUUUCAUCCCGACCAGUACUCGGCCUUUAUGGAGUCUGUCAAAGCUCAGAAAAUGGACUCCUCGUAGACCUCCAACAAGGACCUACACGAUUCUGGAAGAAUGUUCUGGAAAUAAAUCUCUGGACUCUGGUUCAAGGCAUUGAUUGCUUAUACUGGGAGAAACAGUGUUUGCUUAUCUGUGGAUAAUGAGUACCUUUAAAUAAUUUUUUAAUUAUUAUUUUUAGAAUGGACAAGUAUAUUUUAUUCUUGUUUUUUUAAAUGGUUAUACUCUUUAAGAAAAAGCUGGACAGAUUUCACCCCCCCCCCCCCCAUCAUUUUCAAAGGAGUAUUGUUUUGUUUUUAUUCUUCUGUGAAUACAAUUUCGAUGCAAAGCUCAAAGUACAUUUACAUGAAAUUCACAUGUACACCAACAAUACUGACAUUUAAUUUUAAAAUACAUUUUUCACCAUCAAUCAGUCGUCUGAUCAGUGUUUCCUUUGUGACUACAAAAAAUGUAAGGUCAGUAUCCCGCUUUCUGUGGCAUUUGCUGUAAUGCUGUGCAGAAUAAAACCAACGCGACACAAACUGUCA
Anguilla rostrata (American eel) is the source of this 1122-nucleotide messenger RNA. It is a transcript of the gene nop16, whose product is annotated as NOP16 nucleolar protein homolog (yeast). The record is from RefSeq and is a predicted model, not a curated record. Gene Ontology annotation, biological process: ribosomal large subunit biogenesis. Bases 77 to 619 code for a protein of 180 amino acids. The transcript has 5 exons. Lineage: Eukaryota; Metazoa; Chordata; Actinopteri; Anguilliformes; Anguillidae. Gene Ontology annotation, cellular component: nucleolus.